AUUAGAUUUAAGUUCCAAUUUGAUUUGGAUCAUUGGAUAUGCGAGAUGAACGACCCGGAUUUGAUUAGUAAUUAAGCAUUCCGUACUUCAUUAUUUCGCCUAUUUCGUGCAUUAUGAGGGCGAAUUAGUAAUUUGAUAUUCUCAAAUCUGAGGAAAACGAGGAGGCUCGAAUUUACGGGAUACGCCCACUGAUUUCCAUCUACCUCCUCACUCAUCAAAAACCGCAUUUACUCCCCUUCUCUCUCCAUAAUCGUUCUCAAAUCCAAUCCGACUUGCAAAACCCUAGCCGCCGCUGACAUUGUGUUCGGUGAUUCAAGCGUUUUUUCAGUCGAUUUGCAUUCUUCUGGUCUGUUCCGAACAUUACUCCACCGCAUUCUAAGAAGAGAUCUUAAAAUGCCAAAAAGAGGACGGCCCACCAAUUCGCAGCAAUCCCAGCAAGAUGGGGCUAAGCAACUGACAGUGAACAUAGAGGAUGCGGUAGAUGAUUUACUACCCGUUGGAAUUGCACAAAAAUUCCGGAAGCGACUAACGGAGGCAUCCACAAGUAGUGCGCAAACCGAGUCUGAAGACAAAAAGAAUAAAGGAAGAAAGGAUGACUACUUAUACUGCCGGCGUACACCAGCCGAAUUCUUGGCGUGCUUGAAGAAUCUAACGCCGCAGCAAAAGGCAGCUGUGGCCGAACUUGGGUUUGAGGCCGUCUUGGGCUUUGAGGCGAAGGAGAUUCCAGGUCGCCUAGCCCAUUGGGUGCUCAGCUCCUUUAAUCUUGCGCGCUGCCAGAUCGCUCUGACAGGAGGGGUAAACCUUGAUUUAGAUGAGAAAGACGUCCGCUUGACGUUGGGAUUUCCUAAAGGGCGAACUGCUAUUUCAAGGCCAACGGAACAUCAAAGCCAGUUCGCGUUCAAUGAUAUGAUUGUUGCUCGUUGUGGGAAGGGUCGUUUUAAAAUGAGCCCAAAGGACAUCUCCCACCUGAUGAUGCAGAAGGUGAAAGGUGGAGAUGUCUUCAAGAAACUAUAUAUGUUCAUGGUGGAAAAUGUGUUAAUAGAGACCCCUGCUGAUGGCCACUGCAAACCGAAGAUUUUGAAUUUUAUAGAUGAUGUGGACGAAAUAAGACACUUGAACUGGUGUGGAUACGUUCUUUCAGUGCUCGAGGCCACGUACCCAAGCUGGGCAAAUCGCCAGAGUGUCAAUUUUAGCGGUCCAAUCUACUUCUUGGUGGGCGCAUACGUGGACCGUGUUGUGCAUUGUCGAAGGAGGGUGAUUCAUUCAUGGCCAACUAUCAAGGGGUGGACAUCCGAGGAUUUGAAGCAGAGGGAUGACGUAGAGCACGGGCAGUAUGGAACAGGGAGGCUGGAAGCCCGGAUUGAUAAGGAAAAGUGGCUGGAAGAAAAAGAAGUAAGAAAGCUUGAAAUGAGUAUCAGAGGAGAGCCUGCAGUACCAGGCGGAGUCGGCGCGUACAGUUUUAGAAAACAAUUUGCUGCCUCAAGCACCCAGAUGGCACGCGCUAUUUCUGCUUGGUUAGAUGAUUACAACCGUAUACCGGAGGAUUUGCUGGAUGACGUGUGCUUCCGUGCUGGAAGCCAAAUUGGGAAAAAGUUGCUGGGCAUGGAAGAUCAGGAUGCGGUGGCGGAUGAGGAAAUAGUCACCAGACUCACCCAGGCACGUGAUGACGAAGAAGAAUUUAGCCCAGAGUGGAUCGUUGAAUUAGAAACAAUGAUGGCUGCUUAUGACAAGAAGAAGACAAUCAAUAAGAGCACAACAAGGCCGUCUUUCGUCCUAGACGGCUUCAAUUGCCCGGAUCCUUUUGCAACCCAACCGUCAGAUGGGUCGGGGGGGAGUGGAACUGCCGGUAAACAGGCUCCACAUGUUGACAUUGCACCGGAAGCCCCAAUCAUUGGGCAGCCGGGAGGUGAAGAUGUCGAAGAAGAUGUCGGCAUUCCCGCGCCGUUUGUUUACAAUAUCCCGGAUAUCACACACACAGGCGCAGGCGUUAUCGACCCACAGCUCCAGCAAGCAGACAUCGUGGUUGGCGGGAGUUUGAGGAGCACAACCGAGGAACAGGUGAAUGCUUCCGUUGUAGAAUCUGUCCGUGAGGCAGUUUAGGGGGUGGCAGACGCCUGCGGUGGAGGCCAAACAAAAAAAGACAACACAUCAACAAAUGGUCUAUAGAUAGGAGCAUUGGGUCAGAAGGGUGGAGCUUUAACGGAAAGUGCCAAGGUCAGCAACACACAACCAAAAAGUAAGGGGGACACAGCAAAGGGAAAGAAGGUGAAGGAGACGUUGACACAUAAGAUUCCACCCCAGACCAAGGGUAAGGC
Messenger RNA from Salvia splendens (bonfire salvia), 2315 nucleotides. RefSeq lists its product as uncharacterized. Lineage: Eukaryota; Viridiplantae; Streptophyta; Magnoliopsida; Lamiales; Lamiaceae. The transcript has 7 exons. The record is from RefSeq and is a predicted model, not a curated record. Bases 394 to 2100 code for a protein of 568 amino acids.